Molecule: messenger RNA, 948 nt
Organism: Triticum turgidum subsp. durum (durum wheat)
Lineage: Eukaryota; Viridiplantae; Streptophyta; Magnoliopsida; Poales; Poaceae
Source: the annotation of a GenBank genome assembly
AUGGCCGGGAGAGCCUCUUCCGUGGAGCGCGUGAAGGAGCGUUCCACCGGCCUCGACAAGUUCGUCCUCCGCGAGGCCCGCGGCAGCUCCGCCGAGGUAUACUUGUAUGGAGGCCAAGUAACCUCUUGGAAAAAUAACUCUGGAGAACAACAGCUAUUUCUCAGUAAGAAGGCUUCUUUCAAACCACCAAAAGCGAUUCGUGGGGGCAUACAAAUUUGUUUUCCUCAAUUAGGGAACCACGGAGUUCUUGAACAGCAUGGAUUCGCGAGGAACCGACUUUGGAGUGUUGAUGAGAGUCCUCCUCUUCCAGAUACCACUUCUGAUUGUCAUAUUGACUUGAUACUCAAGCAGUCUGAAGAAGAUAUGAAGACCUGGCCACACAGUUAUGAACUUCGUUUGCAAGUUGCUCUUAGUCCGAGGGGAGAUCUGAUCCUCACAUCUCGAAUAAAAAAUAAGAAUGCUGAUGGCAAGCCAUUCCAAUUUACUUUUGCAUUCCAUACAUACUUUUCAGUCUCUGAUAUCAGCGAAGUACGGGUUGAGGGUUUGGAUACCUUGGACUAUCAUGAUAAUCUGCAAUCUAAGAUUCGUUGUACUGAACAAGGCGAUGCAGUUGUAUUCGAAUCUGAAGUGGACAGGAUAUAUCUAAGUGCCCCACCCAAGAUUGUGACAAUUGACCAUGAGAAAAAAAGGACAUUCGUAUUAAGGAAAAAGGAACUUCCUGAUGUUGUUGUUUGGAACCCAUGGGACAGGAAAGCAAAAGCAAUGCCAGAUUUUGGUGCCGAGGAGUACAAGUGCAUGCUGUGUGUAGGGGCUGCACGUAUUGAGAAGCCAAUUACUUUAAGGCCUGGUGAAGAGUGGCAAGGAAGGCAGGAGAUUUCCCCUGUGCCAUCCAGUUACAGCAGUGGACUGUUGGAUCCUGAAAUGAUUCAACAGAUGCAACGUAUCUAG